Messenger RNA from Penaeus vannamei (Pacific white shrimp), 2634 nucleotides. RefSeq lists its product as uncharacterized. The record is from RefSeq and is a predicted model, not a curated record. NCBI's taxonomy places the organism in Eukaryota, Metazoa, Arthropoda, Malacostraca, Decapoda, Penaeidae.
ACAGUUGUGGCUGUUUCAACAGAGGCGGAUAGAUAUCAGAGAGUGGAGGCGGGACUUCGCGAGGGAGGCUUCGAGGCGACACGGUCUGUCGUGGUGCUCACGUAUAGCGUUGGGCAGACACUGACAACUCCGACCGAGUUCUGCUACAAACUGCUACGAAGCUAAUACAUCCCCAUCUGGUGGCCAUCGCUGAAACUAACGCAGCCUCUCAGGGGUUGCUCACCGGGACCUCUCUUCACGUAGAUAUUACAGGAGUUAAUGUCGAGAAAACAAGUACUGAUAUCUCAAUAAAAUUAGUGCCCUAUCGUUACUUGCUAUCAUGCAUCGUAUACAAAAGAUGACAUUAAAGACCAGAAAUUUAUAGAAAAUUAUCGCAAGUGUUAAAUACUUUCCGGAAAAACAACAAAACUAAGGAGAGGUUGCGGCGCACUCUGGAUUCCAUCGGAGCCAAUCAGCGCGCGGCCUCAGGGAUCAUGUCUUCAGUGGUCCCCGAGUUCUUCUUGUGGGAUCAGUCGCUGAAUAGCUCGUGUGGAGGAAGGAUGGAGUGUGAAACAUUGUACGAGCUGGGCCCUCCGCCCGAUAUGAUUCUGAACAUACCUCCUCCCCCAAUACCACCUUUUAUGGAGGAGUUUGUGGCGAGACUUGCAGCUGAGGGUAUAAAUAUUCACGAAGACGAUAAUGGAUUUCCCGAGGAAGAGAAAUCUUGUAAUCUCUGUCAGUGGGCGAAUGGAAACGGCGUUGGAUUUGUAGAACUUGCACAAAAAGGUCCCUUGAUUGACGACACCUGGUUCCUUGUGAUCAUCUCCUCUUGUGUGGCAGCCACUUUGCUCGGGAUCAUCUUGGCCAUCGCCUUCCUCAAAUACAGAGAAGGGAAGCUGAAACCCUUGAGCGACGUGGCGCUGGCCAAGAAGGAGAAAGCUUUGGGUCUGGAGCGCUGCGAGGCCGUCCUCUACCCCGCCCCCGCCAUCACGCCCACGCCUGUCCCGCAGCUCGACAACCGCACGUCACGGGCGCUAUGGGCUGGCAUCAAGCCUCUGGAGGGAAACCACUACACGGUCGACCACUGCCAGCCCAUGGAGCAGAAGCCAGUGCGCCUGGACCUGCUCCCGCCGCACGACAACACCUACGACUACGCCGACUACAGCAGCGUGAGCUACGCCAGCGCCAGCUACACCACGCUCACCCCCCGCCUCGACGGGUCCAGCCCGCGGCCGCAGCCCGCCGCGAGCUUCGAGAACGUCGGCUACGUCCCCGGAGAUGAGGGCGCCGAGGUGGAGCGCGUCGCCCCCGACGGCUGCGUCGUGACCGCCCCCCGCGCCGCUCGCCUGCUGGGCUCCCCGCGCUUCGUGCAGGGCAUCCAGGACCACCACCACUACGAGAUGGUCACGCCCUCCAUGCGCCGCCACAAGUCGCUGGAGCGAGGGGCUCGGCAGCCCCCCGUCAUUAGCGGCCCCACCAGUCUGGGCCCCGUGCGGAUGCCCCCACUCAACGGACGCCCGCGCUAUAACCUGACGGCGUAUGCGUCGGGAACUCACACGCUCACGCCCAAGGUGGAUAAUUCGGCGCGGGCGGAGCGGCGGCACGCCCACGUCUCGUUGGACCGAUCGGGAAGUGCAAACACGACGCUGGCGCCAGCGUCGCCCACCGAUCACAUCUACGCUUCUCCCAUCACCUCCCCCGUCAUCUAAGAUGCCAGGGCAACUUCCCUCACGCCCACGCCGCCCGCUGCUUAGUGAGGCGGGCGGCGGGGCUGUGCCAGUGCUAGUCUAACGAGACGGGCUUGUUCCGGGCGGGAGCCUGAGAUUGGGAUUCGCGCUUCCUUGCUGGUCCCGACGCGGCAUCGCCAUGCUGCUGCUGCUGCUGCCACCGCCCUCGCGAGCUUGCAUCGAGUCAAAGGCCAGAGCUGCAGUGCGCCGUCUGACGUCGUCCUCCUAUCCUGGGCGGCGCAUUGUGUAUUGAUACCAAAGUUUAUAAGUUUAAGGACAGUUCAUGUCUCAAAAGAAUCCUCAUGUUAAAUGUCUGGAGCUACUGAGUGCACAACGGCUUUGAUCACCGCCCAAACACUUGGAAGUGUUCUACUUAGACUUUUCCUCCCACGUAAUGAAUGUUGCUUUGCCUGGAUGAGCCGUGAGACUGUAGUGACCUUGCUGGUCUCAAGAUUGUGGCUGGAGACUUUAAGGUUUAGACGAGUACUGUAUAAGUAUAUAAACGCAUAUAUGUCUUGAUCAGUCGAAUACUCUCAUGAUCUCAGUAAGUCGUCUAGACAUUUGGCAGAUAUUUUGAGAAAUUCCAUGAGACAAAAAACAAAUCACAUUUGUGGUUCAUCAUCUCCGUGCCAUACUCAUUCCCCUUUGCCUCCGCCGAUGACGCAAAGGCUGCACACCUCAUCACCGUGAAGCCAAGAUUGUGCUUGUAUUCCUUCUAAGUCGGUAGAUUUAGGCCCAUGCAUGAAUAUGUAGGUUAUACGAGUGCUUCUGAAGGUUUCUCAAGAUUAUUUUCAUUCCAUGUAUCACGAUAUUUAUUGCAAUGUGUAUAUAUAUAUAUUAAAGCUUUAUAUGUAUGUAAAUAAGAGUAUUUGCUUUUUUCAUUUCUGUACAAAAUGUGCAAUUUUAUCUCAAAUAGAUGUUCAAAACC